This is a messenger RNA of Paramisgurnus dabryanus, 1209 nucleotides long. It is a transcript of the gene fam169b, whose product is annotated as family with sequence similarity 169 member B. NCBI's taxonomy places the organism in Eukaryota, Metazoa, Chordata, Actinopteri, Cypriniformes, Cobitidae. The record is from RefSeq and is a predicted model, not a curated record.
UUUAGACGCAGUCAAAGUUCGACUGAACUUUCAAAAUGGAAUCCAGCUCUAAUUUGGGGAAUAGAUCAGAAGGUGAUCUUUACCCGGUGGAUCUACCGGUACAGCAUUAUUGCGAGUUAAAUGCAGGAUGUGAAGAAUACCUGUCGAGCGUUAAAUCAGACGGUGCCAUGGCGCACAUCUUUUCUAAUGGAGAGAAAGUGCAAGUAACUUGUAAAAACAUAGGUCGACUUGCUUUUCUGAGUGAUGGUGACAUGCCAUAUUUCAUUCUUGCUCUACACAUGCCUGAGGAUGAAACCAAUGUGGUUGCUGUGUACUUGCACGGCAAAUGGUGGCCAAUUGGUGAUGUUUUGAAGACGUCAGACAAAUCCAGACGUGGACUUGUGUUAGUGAAGUCUGUCAUGGAGAGAGUGGUGCUGUUCCUGCUCAGUCAGGUUAUAUUUGGAAUUAUGGAGAAGACUCUCAAAGACGACCUAUAUUUUUCAGCCUUUUCCCUGUGGGAACAUGGCAAAAUUCUCUGGCAUAAUGGAGAAGCGGUUGGGUUUUACACCAUCAAAAAAAAGGGCAGCCUUUGUGAUGGUUACACUGGCCAGAGCUAUCAGCUCCCCAUGCUGGACACUGUGUUUGUCCGCUCUCACUGGAGAAGGACUGGUCUUGCUUUACAGAUGUUGGAGGAUUUCUGCUUAUCUCAAUCCUCGGAGGGGAUUCUGGGAAUAAGCUUUCCAAUGUCUCCUGGCAUGUAUGGAGUUUGCGAGAAGUAUCUAGAGAUCCACAAAGAAGAGAGAGAUCGUCUGUAUGAGGUGGAAGCACCCGGCGAAUGGACUCAAAGACGCAAUGUGUGGUUAAACAUCCAGCUGCAAAAGCUCCCACAGGACUCAGCAUGUGGAGAUUUAGAGCAGAGUCCACAUACCAGUCAUGAAAGAAGGAAACUUGAUUUAGACGUGGGGACACUGCAACAAUGUGGAUCAUCAGUCUGCCCUAAAGACCCAUCAGGCAGUGCAAAGAAGCGACCAGCUGGUCAGUCCAAGACCACAACCAACUACAAAAAAACCAGGACUUAAUAUUUAAUUACAGUGUAUUUAAUUCAUCAAUUUAAGAAAGUAUGUUUCUUUAUAAACAGUAUAAGCGAGUCUCUGACUGAAAAAUACACAUGGGCUGCCCUGAGAGUAUAAGUUAUAUUUUAAAGUUUCUUUAUGAGAAGAAAAUGAGGAA